Phyllopteryx taeniolatus (common seadragon) is the source of this 1872-nucleotide messenger RNA. Its product is annotated as claudin-9-like. Bases 366 to 1115 code for a protein of 249 amino acids. Gene Ontology annotation, molecular function: structural molecule activity. Gene Ontology annotation, cellular component: bicellular tight junction; plasma membrane. The record is from RefSeq and is a predicted model, not a curated record. Gene Ontology annotation, biological process: cell adhesion; bicellular tight junction assembly. The transcript has 2 exons. NCBI's taxonomy places the organism in Eukaryota, Metazoa, Chordata, Actinopteri, Syngnathiformes, Syngnathidae.
GUCGAACAAAAACCUUUCGGCUCAGCUAGAGCCCAGAGGAUACAUUUUAGUCAUAAGUCAAAAAAGAAAGUCAUACAUUUGUUUAUUUUAAAGUUAACUUUUCACGAAUCGUAAAUGAACAUAAAUUGAAAUAAAUAAUCUAAAAUGAAAACCGCAGAUAGGUAUGAUGAUGAUAAUCUUAGCAAGACAUCAAAGACACCUCACAUAACUAGGUAUGAUGAGAAUGAUGAUCUAAUAAAGACAUCAAAGACUCACAUAAUACCAAGGCCGAGCUGGAAAGCAAUGUGUUUGUUAUUGGAUCAUCAUUCUGACACUUCUUUUGUCCUGUUUUGCACGGCCUUCACUCAAGUGAGUGCUUGGUUACCAUGGUGUCUGCGACUCUGGAGCUGGUGGGCUUCUUCUUGGGCGUGCUGGGCCUACUUGGCAGCAUCGUGGCCACGGUGCUCCCCUUCUGGGAGGUCUCGGUGAACAUCGGCGCCAAGAUGAUGACGAUGACGACGACCGGGGGAAGCACGAAGGGCCUAUGGAUGCAAUGUGUCCACAAGCUGACCGGGGCCUUUCAUUGCGAGACGUACAACUCCAUACUGAUGUUGUCCUCUGACCACCAGGUGUCCCGGGUCCUCAUGGUGGUCUCCCUGGUGCUGUCCAUGCUGGGCCUGGUCAUCGUCGUCCUGGGUAUGCAGAGCACCAUCUGCCUGCAGGGCCCAGUGGAGCUCAAGAAACGGGUGACGGGUGUGGGCGGGUGCAUCCUCAUCAUCGCAGGCCUCAUGACGCUUGUGCCCGUCUCUUGUACAGCCAACAAGGUGAUCCAGACAUUCUACAAUCUUGACAUGCUUCCCGCACCCAAGUUCGAGCUGGGCCACUGUAUCUACUUGGGCAUGGUCUCGGCGUUGUUCUCCAUCCUGGGUGGCAGCGUGCUGGCUUUGUCCUUCUACCAGGGGCAAUGGUGUGGAAGACAUCGCGGCAGCUACCCGUACACGGUGGACGGUGCCGAUGUGGCGGUGGUGCAAAACCCCAACGUCCUGCAAAUGGGAAGCAUUGGCGAUAGCAGGAUCUACAGGGGAAUCCAAGUGAAACCCAUAAGGGCAGGAUAUGACUUCACAGGAUACGUGUGAUAUUACGGAAGCGUAUUGCAUUCACUUGGAUUAAAAAAAACAACUCCUGUUUUUCUGAGUAAUUUUUUUGAGGGCUUUGUUUUUCUGACUAUUUUUUUCUGUUUUUCUGACUAAUUUUUUUCCACCUGUUUUUCUGACUAUUUGUGUCUGUAUUUCGGACAAAUUUUUUUUUCACCUGUUUUUCUGACUAUUUUUUUCUGAGUUAUCGGGACACAUCGAACUCACGCGAGAAACUGCGAACUGCAAGUGACUCUUUGCGGACUCAUUAACGGCGGAUUACUGCUCGCACACCUUCAACCUGCCCAUACGCGUUUACCUUACAGGUUCAAUUAAGGUAAGUCACAUAAUGAGUAACACAUUGUAUGAUACUCCAAAUAGUUUGGUUUUAGACUGUGUAAGCCAAUAUUUACUAUAUGGUUUUAUGUAGCAAUUAAGUAAUAGACGAAAUCGAACGUCUCCUCGGCAUGAUUUCAGUAAGGUAACAGUUACUAUAUACUAUAUGUUUAGCGGAUCCUGUUCAUUGCUCGCCCUUGACUUGACAACGUGAUUUUCAUCAUAACGUUAGUAUACAAUAACAUUACGAGACAUUCGUUGUAACGAUAGUUUAUAUACCAAGUAUACACUAACACUACAGAGGCAUAGUAACAGUGUGAAAUGUUUAACAUGAGGCACGUAAGCGUGUAAAGUUGCCAGUAGACUAUUGAAAUACUGUUAACAACAACAACAAAACUAAUAAAAGCCCACAUUGAGCUGCUGA